GCUCUGUUUAGUGUUUUAGACUUGCAGUACGUUUUCUCUGGAGCUGAUGUUUUCCUGACGUUUUCAGCUUGGCUAAAAAGCUGCUUUGCUGGAAUGCUUUAGAGAGUCAAAAACCAUUUCGGUUUUAAAUUAAUAUAAAUUAAUUGAAGGAAAUAUUUCUGGCCUCACCAAAGAAUAACUGGAAUCAUGGAUCAGAACAACAGUUUGCCACCCUACGCUCAAGGCUUAGCCUCCCCUCAGGGUGCAAUGACUCCUGGAAUUCCAAUUUUUAGCCCAAUGAUGCCAUAUGGCACGGGACUGACACCACAGCCUGUCCAGAGCACCAACAGUCUGUCCAUCCUUGAGGAACAGCAGCGGCAGCAGCAGCAGCAGCAGCAGGCAGCACAGCAGUCUACAUCACAGCAAGCGACACAGGGAACAUCUGGUCAAACUCCUCAGCUCUUCCACUCACAGACUCUUACCACAGCCCCUUUACCAGGAACCACACCUCUGUACCCCUCCCCAAUGACUCCGAUGACUCCUAUAACUCCUGCAACACCGGCAUCUGAGAGCUCUGGGAUAGUGCCACAGCUACAGAAUAUUGUGUCCACGGUGAAUCUUGGUUGCAAACUUGACCUAAAAACCAUUGCACUUCGUGCCCGAAAUGCUGAAUAUAAUCCCAAGCGUUUUGCUGCUGUUAUUAUGAGAAUAAGAGAACCACGUACUACUGCGCUUAUAUUCAGCUCUGGAAAAAUGGUGUGCACAGGAGCAAAAAGCGAAGAACAGUCCAGACUGGCAGCAAGGAAGUAUGCAAGAGUUGUUCAGAAACUGGGUUUUCCUGCAAAAUUUUUGGAUUUUAAAAUUCAGAACAUGGUGGGCAGCUGUGAUGUGAAGUUUCCUAUCAGAUUAGAAGGAUUGGUACUCACACACCAGCAGUUCAGCAGCUACGAGCCGGAAUUGUUUCCUGGCUUAAUCUACAGAAUGAUCAAGCCAAGAAUUGUUCUGCUUAUUUUGUUUCUGGAAAAGUGGUUUUAACUGGUGCUAAAGUUCGAGCAGAAAUCUACGAAGCAUUUGAAAACAUCUAUCCUAUUUUAAAGGGUUUCCGGAAGACAACGUAACAUUUUCUACAUAUUUCAGAGAAAUUGGGGGUACAUUUUAAAAGGCAUUGCAUAUGGCACAGCAGUAACGAGAUGGACUUCAGUGAAACUGCAACACCAGACUUGGACUAUUUCCCAGUUAGUGCCUAUUUCCCUGAUGCUCAAGGGGAAUUGUUUUAUCGAUGAUUAUGUCUACUGAGUUACUGUGAGUUGCUUUGUUGGGCUGCUCUUGGAGCAGUCCCUCCGAGUUUUAUUUAUAUUCUAGCUUUUAAAUAGUUUUAAUGCCAGUUCUGUUAAUAGAAAAUUCAUAAAUUGGUUUAAAAGAUGAAUGCGACCGUGUCACUCAGUGUAUAAACCACUUAAGUUGCCAUGUAUAUAUGUUUUAAUUUCCUUCCAUUAAGACCGUGGUUUUUAUAAUUUUGAAAGUUAAGCUUUUAAAUUUCUUCAGUUUUAAAUUUCUUUGGUGCCAGACACAUUCCCUCUUUCCAGUAUUAAGCAAGGCAGAAUAAAUUUAUUAAUGAAAACAGCUCACUGUACAUAUAUAUAUAAUAUAUAUAUUCCUCCUCUUUUCUCCUUCAGCUCCACAUGUACAAUAAACCCUGUUUAUACAAUUA
Meleagris gallopavo (turkey) is the source of this 1690-nucleotide messenger RNA. The record is from RefSeq and is a predicted model, not a curated record. NCBI's taxonomy places the organism in Eukaryota, Metazoa, Chordata, Aves, Galliformes, Phasianidae.